CUUCUUCGUUGGACUUUUCGUCUUUAUUCUUCAUCAAUCAUUCAAAUUUACAUUCUUAAGUAUUCUAGAAAAAAGAAAAAACUCUCUCAAUAUAAAGUUGUUCUGUAUAUAAAUCUUAAAAAAGAAUAAAAAAAAAAAAAACUCCCAACGAAGUCCUGGACGAUUUCAGUAAUAUCCUAUACAACGCCUAAAUCCAUUCCAUUCCUUAUAAAUAAUUUCAAAAACCAAACCUCUAUUACCAAUCUGUCAUUCUUAAAUUACCUUCGCCUAAAUGCUAUUCCAUGCACGAAAUCCUACUACUACUAUGUUGAACAUAGAAAGUCAAAAGGAACAACAACAUCAAUUAUGUCAAGAUGGGACGCUCAAAAUAAACCAGAGGCUAAACUCUGCUCAAUAUCACUAUGAAUUUCCUCCUAGAUCCCAUAAUAUAACCUUCAACACAACAGAAUCAGAUAGCUCUCAGUAUUUUGUCCUUGAUGAGGAUGAAUUGUUUUCAUAUGACGGUCAUUCACUGACCUCAGCCUCAACAGAAACUUUUACUCAUACUUUUCAUGAUAAAACAAGUCAUCCACAACAGCAACAGCAGUAUUAUCGAGACACUAUGUCACCUUUGGAUAAGACAGAACAAUUGCUUGAUCAGUACCUGGACAUUUUAACCUUAAGCAAUGACAGCAUUCAUGAAACUCAACAGAUGGCUGACCAUUUCCUUACAGUCGACGAAGAGCUUUCUCCAUUACAAUUGCCUUCACGGGCUAUUGAGAUGAAUGGCCAAUUUCCGUCUUUUGAUUCAAUGUCAACAAUCAAUCGAAAGGUGUCUCUUCAUGCAUGCCCCUCCUCGUUUUUGGACACUACUUGGGAUGCGCAAUACCAAUUCAAAUUUAUAGAUCAGAAAGAAGAGAUGAUUCAUUGGGAUACGACAUCCUAUGUCUUUCCUGACUAUAUAAGUCCUUCUAGUGCCUCAGAAUACUUAAACGGUUAUCAAAGUGUUCAUCCUUAUUAUUGCGUACCUGAGAGGCUUGGUUACAUUCAAGACGAUCUUUUGAGCUACCGAUGUGAAGAAGAAGAUGAGGAGAGCGAUGGGGAAGAAUAUAGCGAUGAGGAUACCAAAGUUGUUCUUAUAAAAUUCAGUAAGAAGAGGAAAACACAAUCCCAGACAACCAGCAUCCGCAAUAUGUCACUCUAUUAUGUCAAUAACGACGACGAUGAUGAUAAAAAUAACAACAAACCUCUAGAAGCAGUAUCAACAUUCGUUGCUCUGGACUGUGUUGAGAAUACUGUGGUAAGACAUCAAGCCAACAGGAAUUAUGAUGAAUCUGCCGCUGCUAUCAAGAUUCAAUCUCUCUGGAGAGGUUAUCAAUGCCGAAAGAAAAGAAUCACAUCGAACCAAGUGUUACAAAUUCUAGCACGUAUCAACAACAGUAUGGACAAACGCAAGGUAAACCAGCUGCACGCACGUAUUGAUAGACUUGAGAAGCAUCUUCAGGAAGAGACUGCUAUGCGUAUCGCAUUUGAGAAUGCUAUGGAAGACAUGGCGGCUCAAGUAGAUCAACAAAACCACUUCCUUGAAGAACGCAUGCACCAGAUGCAGCAAAACUUUACGGUAAACACAGAACUAUUAAUGUCUCAGAUUGAGUCUAUGAAUGCGGUUUUACGUGAGAACUCGGAAUCAAAAGCAAAGCUGGAGAGCAAACUAUCAGAAGCGCUUCAACAAAUAGAUGAUUUGAAAUUGCAGGUCAAACGAGAAUCAGAACAGAAGCAGAAUAUCCGACAACAGCUGAAAAAAACCCUUGAUGAAAUCACUUUGCUGAAAUCAAUGACGAAGAAGGAUGAAAAGCAAUCCAAUUCUCCAGUUGUGGUUCGCAAAGUAACAGCUAUUGAACGCAAUCGUAAUGUCGUAACAACCAGUCCAACGUCAGUAAAAUCAAAGAAUCAACCAUUACACUUAAAAACGCAAACAGCGCCACAAUAUGCUAGUCGUAAAACAGCAACUGCUAGUAUCAGUAUGUCAUUUCAGCCGGUUAAAAAUGCCAGGAGUACGGACGCAAAUAGCAAAACAAGCAAGCCCCCAACAACAAAGUCGUUAACUAAUGUCCGCGGUUCACUAAAUCGUACAAUCAAGUCUACUCCUAAAAUAACUCAAGCUAUUUCAGUUCGCUAGAACUAGAACUUUCUAAGGCCCAUUGCGUUUAUACCUCUAUAUACCUUUUAACUUUACUUAAUUAAUUGUGUUAAUUUUUUACUUUAUUUUAUUGGAAUAAACUAUGUACAACUAAUAGUUUUCAUAUAAAAGAGUAUUCGAUGAUGGAGUUUUCAUCAAAAUAAAUUAUCUAAA
Molecule: messenger RNA, 2332 nt
Organism: Mycotypha africana
Lineage: Eukaryota; Fungi; Mucoromycota; Mucoromycetes; Mucorales; Mycotyphaceae
Exons: 3
Coding region: 272-2158 (628 amino acids)
Molecular function (GO): protein binding
Source: RefSeq, a predicted model, not a curated record